GUCUGAUACCAUUUCCUGCUGAACACUACCCUCCCAGUCAUGGCAGAUCCAAGCGAAGAGCUCCGGCCUGCAAAAAGAGUCAAGCUUGACACGGAUGGCGCACUCCCCCCGCCAACAGCCAGUGCUGACACAACGAAGGAACUUGAGGUUGGCAUCACCUCUUAUGUCAACGAAUCACGACCUUCUCUCCACGCUAUCCUCAAGAAGCGAUACACUGACUUCUUGGUCAAUGAAGUUCUACCAGAUGGAACGGUUGCGCACUUGCGUGAGAUCACAGACAAGUCUAGCGGACAUGUGGACACUAAGGCUUCUGUUCAAGCCACGAAUGGACCGACGGACACCACAGCCCCAGUUCCGGGAGGGGUUGACAUUGAGAGUGAAGCUGUGAAGGAGGAUGGUACUACGUCCCAAAUCUCUGGCUCCCAACCAAAAGCCAAAGAGUCUGAACCAAGUGCCCCAGCCGAAGAUGGACAGGCGAGUCUUGCCAUCUCAAGCGAGGAUCGCGCAAAGCUAGUGGCAUACUUCAGUGAAGAUAUUGUCGAGGAACUGACCUCCCUGUACGAAGCAAUUCUCCGCGCACCCAACAAGAAAUCUAGAGACCACCCAACCGUCCGCACUCCCUUCACAUCAGACCGUACUGUACGCUCUCAAAUCCACCAGGAUAUCCGCCGCAUCUUUGGAGGGAAGAUUGACUCAUCUACUGACAAUGAAGGUAUUCUUGUACUCACCGCCACCGUCCCAAAGAAUCAGCAUGGCCGAGCGCCACAGAGAUCUGGUGAGCGUGGCGCCCACAACAAGCUGACCUGGCAGGACCGUGGUGGCGAAUAUCUCCACUUCAAUCUCUACAAAGAAAACAAGGACACCAUGGAAGUCCUCAGCUACCUGUGUCGACAACUCAAAGUCAACCCCAAGACUUUUCAAUUCGCUGGCACCAAGGAUCGCCGCGCGGCUACUGUACAAAGAAUUAGUGGAUACCGCGUCGAUUCAGGCCGACUGGCCUCGUUGAAUCGAACUUUGAAGUUUGCUGCAAUAGGAGAUUUCAAAUAUGAAAAACAAGGACUUGAGCUUGGUGACCUGACCGGGAAUGAAUUCCUGAUUACACUGCGAGAGUGCAGGAUUGGAAACGAAGGUGACAACGACAAGACUUCUCAGACAGAUCAAGACCCCGCCUCUGUUACGCAGAAAUACAUCUCUGAGGCGCUUCGCAGUCUUCAUGACAACGGGUUUCUCAACUAUUAUGGUCUACAGCGAUUCGGCACAUUCGCGCAGCGCACCGAUGUCGUCGGUGUCAAGAUCCUCCAAGGAGAUUAUCAUGCGGCUGUCGAAGUCAUACUUCACUAUUCCUCAGCCGCACUGCAAGCCGCACAGUCACAGCAAGACGAUUCGACUAUCGUCGUCGGCCAGGACGAUCGUGCCCGCGCCGAGGCUCUACACUUAUGGCAAACCACAGGCAAGUGGCAGAAAGCUCUCGACAUCCUUCCUCGUCGGUUCUCCGCCGAGACUUCCAUCAUUCGGCACCUAGGACGGGUCAGGAAUGAUUAUCUUGGAGCCCUCAUGAGUAUCCAGCGGAACCUGAGACUAAUGUACGUCCACGCUUACCAAUCCCUGGUCUGGAAUUUGGCUGUCGGUGAACGAUGGAGAUUGUGCGGCAGCAAGGUCGUCGAAGGCGAUCUGAUUCUGACCCAUGAACACAAGGCGCUGGAUCCUGCUGCCCAAGCAUCCAAUCUUUCACACAACAUCGAUGCUGAUGGAGAGAUCAUCAUCCAACCCUCCAGCGACGACCGUGCUACCGACCGUGAAGACCGUUUUGAGCGCGCCCGUCCACUCUCUGCGGCUGAAGCCGCAAGUGGCGCUUUUACCAUCUUCGACAUUGUCCUCCCGCUGCCCGGCUUCGACGUAGAGUAUCCCAGCAAUGCGGUCGGUGAAUGGUAUAAAACAUUCAUGGCUAGUGAUCUCGGUGGGGGUUUGGAUCCGAUGAACAUGCGUCGAAAGCAAAAGGACUUUAGUCUGAGUGGAGGCUACCGCAAAGUUAUGGCUCGCAUUGGCCAAGAUUUCGAUGUCCAGGUUCAUACCUACAACGACUCUGACGGCGAUAAGCAAUUUGUCAAGACAGACUUGGAAACCAUUCAAGACACUGGUGCCGGAAAACCUCAAGACCACAGCCAGAACAUCGAGCGGGGUGGCGAGAACGGCAAUAUCUUGGAGAAACCCCACAAGCUGGCAGCGGUGUUGAAGUUCCGGCUUGGAUCAAGUCAAUAUGCAACAGUUGCUUUGAGAGAACUUUCCAGAGGUGGUAUUCAGGCCCACAAGACUGAAUUCAUGGGCGGGCGGUGAGGUGUAGUCAGGCAUUUGAAGCCUAAGAAUUUGCAUCGAACUGAGCAUCUGUCGGUUACACACACACAAUCUCUCAGGGUCUCACCCGAUUUAGUUAGGUACAGGCUGGUGGCGCAGCCUCAAAAAACCAGCCAGCGGAGAGU
Messenger RNA from Exophiala mesophila, 2477 nucleotides. RefSeq lists its product as uncharacterized. Gene Ontology annotation, biological process: pseudouridine synthesis. Gene Ontology annotation, molecular function: pseudouridine synthase activity; RNA binding. The transcript is spliced from 2 exons. The coding region runs from base 40 to 2334 and encodes 764 amino acids. Gene Ontology annotation, cellular component: nucleus. The record is from RefSeq and is a predicted model, not a curated record. NCBI's taxonomy places the organism in Eukaryota, Fungi, Ascomycota, Eurotiomycetes, Chaetothyriales, Herpotrichiellaceae.